This is a messenger RNA of Mercurialis annua (annual mercury), 5716 nucleotides long. Its product is annotated as protein ESSENTIAL FOR POTEXVIRUS ACCUMULATION 1. The coding region runs from base 108 to 5510 and encodes 1800 amino acids. The transcript is spliced from 10 exons. Lineage: Eukaryota; Viridiplantae; Streptophyta; Magnoliopsida; Malpighiales; Euphorbiaceae. Gene Ontology annotation, molecular function: protein binding. The record is from RefSeq and is a predicted model, not a curated record.
CCGUUAACCUAUAUUCCCUCUCCCCUCAUUCUGCCUAUUUCACUCACCUCAGCAAUCAAACAAACAAAAAAAAGAAGGGUUUUUCGCACACACCGAUCAUCAUCCCGAUGGAAAACACCGCCGCCCGCUCCGUUUCCCGCCCCGGCCUCUCCGUCGCUCCGCCUCACCAGAUCUCCAAAGAUGCUCAAGGGUCUGAUAAUUCUAUUCCUCUUUCACCGCAGUGGCUUCUGCCAAAACCGAGUGAGAAUAAGCCUGGAGGAGAAAGCAAUUUCAGCCCUCCAGUUUAUGGAAAUCGGUCAGAGAACACGAAGUUUUCAGGAAACGGCGAGGAGGUUCUUGAUGUCCAGAAGAAAAAGGAUGUUUUUCGACCCUCUUUGCUUGAUAUGGAAACUGGUCGUCGUGAUCGCUGGCGCGAUGAGGAAAGAGACACCAAUUCCUCUCUGGUGCGCAAAGAUCGUUGGAGGGAUGGAGAUAAAGAGCUUGGUGACACAAGGCGCAUGGAUCGUUGGACUGAAAAUUCAGCCACUAGACACUAUGAACCGCGGCGUGCUCCAUCUGAGCGCUGGACCGAUUCAAGUAACAGGGAGAAUAAUUAUGAUCAGCGACGGGAGAGCAAGUGGAACACGCGUUGGGGACCUAAUGAUAAGGAAAUAGAAAGUGCACGUGAUAAGUGGAAUGAAUCAAGCAGAGAAGGUGACAUGCCUCUUGAAAAGGGUUUGGUUCAUCUUCCUGGCCAUGGAAAGGAUGAGAAAGAGGGUGAUCAUCACCGGCCCUGGAGAUCAAACUCUUCCCAAAGUAGAGGAAGGGGAGAGCCUCCACAUCAUCAACCUUUAUUGUCAAAUAAACAGGUUCCAACAUUUUCGCAUGGCCGUGGCCGUGGGGAAAGUCCACCAAUUUUUUCUGUUGGUCGAGGGAAGUUUGGUACUGGUGGAAGCACUUCGAACAGUAUCUCUACUCACCCUCAACCUCUGGGAGCCAUAUUGGACAGGGGUGAAGCUGGCCCUUUAAGAUAUAAUAGAACAAAACUGCUUGAUGUGUACAGGAGGACUGACAUGAAAGUAUUUAACAAACUAUUAGAUGGGUUUGUACAAGUGCCUUCCCUCACAGAGGAAGAAGCAUUGGAGCCACUGGCACUUUGCACUCCUACUCCUGAGGAAAUGGCUGCUCUGGAAGGAAUUGAGAAAGGGGACAUUGUAAGUAGUGGUGCACCUCAGAUAUCCAAAGAGGGAUCUAUGGGACGGAACACUGUAGAUUUACAAUUAAGACGACCUAAACAUGGUAGUAGAGAAGAUGUUGCAUUUUCUACUGACAAUUCUAAAUAUGAAAGCACUGACGAUUCAAAAGGUCGCUUUGGAAAUUAUGCAGAAGGAUUAUCCCAUGAAAGGCAGAUACAAUAUCAUGGACCCAAUGCAAAAUCAGAAAUUGCGCCUGACAAUAAGACAAUUCAUGAUAACAAGUUACACUCUGAAGCUAUUAAGGCUGGUGUUGAUUCUUAUAGAAGGGCUGAUGAGGCAACUAUCACUAGGGAAUCAAUCAUACCUGGAAAUAAUUCUGCAUCUCCUGCCACUCCGUGGCGAGCUCAUUCAUUAGUGGAACAGCUGCCUACAGUCUCACAUGACCGGAGAGAGAUUCCAAAUGAUAUCAGGUCAAAAUCCCCUGGUAUGGGCUGGAAUCAAUCGCAGAAUCUCAAUAAUCAUUGGGAAAGUCAUUUGGUCAGCCCUUCAUACCCCAAAGCUGAAGCAAAAUGGGAUGCCAGUGAUGAUCAUAUUAUCAAGAGGCAGUUAUCUUCUGUUCUGGACAGGGAACAAGAAGCCAAGAAACUUUCUCAGCCCUCACCUGAGAGUCUAGUUCUUUACUAUAAAGAUCCUCAGGAUGAACUUCAAGGUCCCUUUUCUGGUAGUGAUAUUAUUGGAUGGUUUGAGGCUGGAUACUUUGGUAUUGAUUUGCAAGUUCAGCUUGCAAGUGCAUCAAAGGACUCUCCUUUCUCAUCACUAGGCGAUGUCAUGCCUCAUUUGCGAGCUAAGGCAAGGCCACCACCUGGGUUUAGUGCCCCAAAACAAAGUGAACUCACAGAUGCUUCAAAUAUGCCUAACUUUACCAACUUUGGAAGUGUUCAUUCUGGAUUAAGUGAGCAUGAUCUCAUAAGAAAUGAACAGAGGCAGAAAUCUGGCUCGGCAACAGAAGCUGAAAAUAGAUUUUUGGAGUCGCUGAUGUCGGGCAACAUGAGCAAUUCGUCUCAAGGUUUGCAAGGAUUUAUUGGAAAUAGCCCUGUUACAGCUUCCCAAUCAGGUGUUGAUAGUGGGAAUGACCUGUACCUUUUGACAAAGAGGUUGGCACUGGAACGUCAGAGAUCACUAUCUAGUCAAUAUGCAUAUUGGCCAGGGAGAGAUGGUGCAUCAGUUGCUUCAAAGUCAGAGAUUCUUGCAGACUCUCCAUUGGCACAUGCAAAACUCCUUUCUUCAUUGUCGGAAAAUUCUCGCCAGACUCCUCAUUCUCAAAGUGCUGAAUUGAUGUCCAUCCUCCAAGGCUCUGCUUCUGGCAUAAAUAAUAGUGUAGCUGGUUGGACAAAUUUCCCAAUUCAAGGUACCUUGGAUCCUAUUCAGGAUAAGAUGGAUUUGCAUCAUGCUCAAAAUUUUCCUCCACUUGCUUCAUUUGGCCAACAACAGCGGCUGCAGUCUCAGAAACCACCCUCUUUAACAAACCUACUUGGUCAAGCUGCAGAUAAUCCCUCUGGGAUUUUGACACCUGAAGCAUUGCUCUCCAGUGGGUUAUCUCAAGAUCCACAACUUCUAAAUUUGUUGCAACAGCAGUACUUGAUGCAGUUACAUUCCCAGACUCCUCUUCCAACUCAGCAGCUGUCCGUUUUGGAAAAGUUUUUGUUACUUAAGCAGCAGCAGAAACAGGACGAGCAGCAACAGUUGCUGCGGCAACAGCAGUUGCUCUCUCAGGUUCUAUCUACAGGACCAUUUCAUACUUCUGUUGCUACAGGAAAUGUAUCUGUUGAUCCUUCUCGGCUUCAACCAUCAAAAGAGAUUCCCCAGAUCAGUUCUCAGAUACCAGUUUCAAAUGUGCCAGAUGAGCUUACUGCUAGUUUGAUGAAUAUGCGUGCACAAUCACAAGCUUCCCAGGGUGUUAGUCAUAAUGUUGAUUCUGAAGUGACGUCUUUCCAAUUUCCACAUCAAAUGUUUGGGACUGUUAAUAGUCAAAAUAUUCGGGGUACUAUGCUUCCUCAGAAAAUUGGCGAAAUUCAUCCCAAGGAAUCUUUGCUUCCGUCAUCACUUAGUUCACAAGAUCCUUCUCUUGUGCAUGAAACUGUCCUUGCUUCUGAUCCUGUUUCCAAGAAGCUAUUAUCAGAAGACACUCAGAGAACUGUAGAAAUUCCAGCAGUGGCAGUACAAAAGGAUACCAUGGAAACUGUACAACUGAAGUCUCCAGGACUAUCUGUUUCUGAAUCUGUGCCAGGGACUUGUGGGGAUGAUGUUACUGGGCCUGAGCAUGCCAGUUUUAUGGAAGUUCAGCUAGAUAAUUCUCUCAAUGAACAGGUUAAAAGGGACAGAUCAAGUGGUGACUCCUCUGUGGUGACGAAAGUAAAAAAUAUUGAAGUUCAUGAAGUGAAAAAAGCUUCAGAGAAGAAACCAAGAAAGCAAAAAUCUGCAAAGUCUAACUUCUCUGCUGACCAGGUAAAGGGAGCAUCAAAGAAUUCAGAAGGUGAAGGACCACAUGUUAGUGACAAGAAGUCCGAGUCUCACGAUCCAAUAGAAGCUCCUCAUGGCAUUUCUCACGAACAAAUGAGGGAGAUCAAGUCUGGAAUUUCUACUGCAGGAAUCAAGGACACCCGAAAAGCUCAUGAUGUUGAGAUAACAGAAGUGAAGGAUGAAUUUAAAGCAGUUGGGCCUGUUUCUGCCCCCACUGUGCAGGUAAAUUUGCCUCAAAGAGCUUGGAGACCUGCUCCCGGUUUCAAACCCAAAUCAUUAUUGGAAAUUCAAUUGGAGGAGCAGAGAAAGGCCCAGGAAGAAAUGGCAGUUUCUGAGACAAUUACUUCAGUGAACUCCAUGAAUUUGUCAAGUCCUUGGGCUGGGGUUGUGGCCAGCUCAGACCCAAAGAUUUCUAAAGAAUCUCAGAGAGAUGCAUCUAUUACGGAGUUUACUAUGGGGAAACCAGAAGUUUCACCUAAUUCAAAGAGCAAGAAAAGCAAGUUACAUGAUCUUUUGGUUGAAGAAGUUUUAGCAAAAUCGGAUGAUAGAGAGUUUGAAGUUCUUGACAGUGUGCCUAGCCUAGCUUUCCCACAACAAACAGCAAAUGUGGGAUCUAUUGAUGACAACAAUUUUAUUGAAGCUAAAGAUAGUAAGAAGAACAGGAAAAAGUCUGCUAAAGCUAAGAGUUCUUCUAAGGCUACUGCGCUCGCACCUUCUGCUGAUGUGCCUAUUAGUUCUAGCCCCAAUGACAAAAGCAAAAGCUCUCGUGCAGUGCAACAGGAGAAGGAAGUAUUGCCUGCAAUCCCAUCAGGCCCUUCUUUAGGAGACUUUGUUUUUUGGAAAGGGGAGUCAACAACAACGCAUUCCCCUUCUCCAGCAUGGUCUACUGACGGCAAAAACCUUCCUAAACCUACAUCUUUAAGGGACAUCCUAAAGGAACAGGGGAAAAAGGCUUCUCAUAUGCCGCCUCAGAAUCCAAUUCCGACUCCUCAGAAACCGCAGCCAACACAAGCUGCACAAGGAAAUGCUCCUUCAUGGUCACUUUCUGCAUCUUCUCCCUCUAAGGCUUCUCCUAUGCAGAUCAAUUCUCAUGCUGCUGCACAAUCAAAAUACAAAGGAGAUGAUGACCUAUUCUGGGGCCCGGUUGAUCAAUCCAAGCAAGAAACUAAGCAGUCCGAAUUCCCUCAUCUGGCGAGCCAGGGCAGUUGGGGAGCCAAAAACACUCCUGUAAAGGGAACUCCUAGUGGGUCAUUAAGCAGGCAAAAAUCCAUGGGGGGUAGGCAUGCGGACCGUGCUCUUUCAUCCUCGCCUGCUUCUACCCAGUCAUCUCUUAAGGGGAAACGAGAUGCAAUAAACAAACAUUCUGAAGCUAUGGACUUCAGAGAUUGGUGUGAAAGUGAGUGUGUUAGACUUACUGGGACAAAAGAUACAAGUGUAUUGGAGUUCUGCUUGAAGCAAUCCAGAUCGGAGGCUGAGUUGCUUCUGAAAGAGAACCUCGGACCAAAUGAUCCCGAUGAAGAAUUCAUUGACAAAUUCCUGAACUAUAAGGAGUUGCUACCAGCAGAUGUACUCGAAAUCGCCUUUCAGAGUCGGAAUGAUCGAAUGGCCACUGGAUUUGGUGGCAGAGACAUGAAUUCAGGCAAUGCAAGCACUAGGGUCUUGGACCAUGAUUUUGCAGAGGGAGUUGAUGGUCCGUCAAAGGGCGGAAGCAAGAAGAAAGGAAAAAAGGGCAAGAAGGUGAACCCCCUAGUGUUGGGGUUUAACGUGGUGAGUAACCGGAUUAUGAUGGGUGAGAUCCAGACAGUGGAGGAUUAGACGGCGGUGGUUGUAAAUACAUUUUAGUUGCAACUGUUUUGUAAAUGUUGUCCUAGGAUUUUUGUCUCCAUCCUAGCAACCACAGCAGUACUAAUUGUCUGCUGAAGCGCGAUUUUGUGGAGUUAUAUUUACGUCCUAGAGUUUAUGUUAUUUCAGUCACAGAGCAAGAUUUAAUUUUAUAAAAAAUUUAACCUUGAAUCUUUUUA